Magallana angulata is the source of this 1723-nucleotide messenger RNA. Its product is annotated as mitoferrin-1-like. Lineage: Eukaryota; Metazoa; Mollusca; Bivalvia; Ostreida; Ostreidae. Gene Ontology annotation, cellular component: mitochondrial membrane. The transcript has 4 exons. The coding region runs from base 181 to 1140 and encodes 319 amino acids. The record is from RefSeq and is a predicted model, not a curated record. Gene Ontology annotation, biological process: iron import into the mitochondrion. Gene Ontology annotation, molecular function: ferrous iron transmembrane transporter activity.
CCGGAUUUGGUUCUUCGUUUUAUCGGAUGUUUCGCAAGCAUGGCAAGGGGAGAGUGACUAAAAUUGAGAACAAGUGGUCUGUGAAGAAGUUAGUGAAGAUUUUAUCGUGAUUUUGAGUGUGGAAAGUUUUGUUCUCAUAUGGUUUACCUUAUGCAUAUGUAAACAAGGCUCACAUAUGCAAUGGACUACGAGGAUCCAUAUGAGAGCCUUCCACCAACUUCCACACCGACGACGCAUAUGUUAGCGGGAUCGGCGGCUGGAGUCCUAGAGCACAGUGUUAUGUACCCCGUGGACUGUGUGAAGACACGUAUGCAAUCUCUGGUACCUGAUCCAAAGGCUGACUACCGCAGUGUACUCGAUGCAUUUAACACCAUCAUCCGCCAUGAGGGGAUGCUGAGGACGAUGAAGGGGGCCCCCAUCGUUGUACUGGGGGCUGGACCGGCACAUGCUUUCUACUUUGCGUGCUACGAGUUUCUGAAGAAGAAUCUGAGCGGGGGUAAACAGGGCAACCAUUUAGCUCACGGUUUAGCAGGUUCAGUAGCCACUCUACUUCAUGAUUCUGUGAUGGUUCCUGUUGAUGUGGUGAAGCAGAGAAUGCAGAUGUUUAAUAGCCCAUAUACAACCUGCAGAAUGUGUGCAAGGACCAUUCUGAAACAAGAGGGCAUGUUCGCUUUCUACAGGAGCUAUACCACACAACUGACUAUGAAUAUUCCGUUUCAAAGCGUUCACUUUAUGACUUACGAGUUCAUGCAAGACUGGCUGAACCAGGGCAGGAAUUACAACCCAGUGACUCACGUGGUGUCUGGUGGUGCUGCAGGAGCUGUGGCAGCCACAGUGACGAUGCCGUUAGAUGUCUGUAAAACGCUCCUCAACACUCAGGAGAGAUGCACGAGGACUCACGCAUCUUACAUCAAUGGCAUGGUGUCAGCGUUUCGAACAGUUUAUGAGUUCCAAGGCAUUCGCGGGUUUUUCAAGGGGCUCACAGCACGAGUGAUAUUUCAGAUGCCUGCCACGGCGAUAUCGUGGUCGGUGUAUGAGGGCUUCAAGUACAUUAUUACCAAAAAGCAGUCUGUGGAAGACGCCCUGCCAAAACGACUCUCUAUUGGAUCGGCGGCUUCUGCUUCCUCACAUACAAAAUAAGAUUUUACUUCUUUUUUUUUAAGCUUUUAGGCCUGAAACUUAAGGUUAAAGAUUGAUAAGUUCAAAACCUUUAUGUUGUCUUUUUGAUUUUAAUUUUUUUUUUACCACUGACUAAAAAAACAAAGCCUUAAAAAAUAGCUUGUUAUAUACCUUGAGCUUCAAAGAAGUUUAUCAAAAUGCAUCUUGCAGAUAGGAUCAUAUAAAGUUUAAUUAGUAAAAUUGAAUUUCCAAGAAUCCUUUUCAAAAUCAAGGAUUAUGCUUUUAAAAGAAUUAGUAAAUAUCAGCCAAAAAAAGAAGAAAGAAAUGAUGUUUGAUACAUAGUGAAAUUUCCAAGUUCUCAUCUGCAAACCCAUUUUGUGUGCCAAUCCAGCGAUAAGUUUGGAAGAAUUGAACAUAGUCCCCUCCAUUGUUGGAAACCCAUGGCAAUGAUGCUUCUUGUUUUCUUCAACAGGAAGUGUUGGUUGACAUGGAUUUCCAGCAGUGUGUCCCUUCUGCAUUUUAUCAUGUUACACCAUUGCAUGGUGUUGCAUGUUUAAAUUCAUCAGCUUAACAUCCCCCCCCCCCCCCACAUCCAACCCCUCCC